Messenger RNA from Eremothecium cymbalariae DBVPG#7215, 1530 nucleotides. RefSeq names its product ribosome-binding protein NMD3 (gene NMD3). Lineage: Eukaryota; Fungi; Ascomycota; Saccharomycetes; Saccharomycetales; Saccharomycetaceae. Gene Ontology annotation, molecular function: ribosomal large subunit binding. Gene Ontology annotation, biological process: ribosomal large subunit export from nucleus. The transcript has a single exon. The coding region runs from base 1 to 1530 and encodes 509 amino acids. Gene Ontology annotation, cellular component: nucleus; cytoplasm. The record is from RefSeq and is a predicted model, not a curated record.
AUGAAUUAUACACCUUUAGAUGAAAAUCAUAUGCAGCACAAGGCUGCAACUGUUUUGUGCUGCAACUGUGGUGUCCCAAUGGAUGGAUCAACAGGUUUAGUAAUGUGCUAUGACUGUAUUAAACUUACAGUGGAUAUCACGGAAGGUAUUCCAAGAGAAGCGAACGUGUCCUUCUGCAGAAACUGUGAAAGAUUUUUGCAGCCACCAGGUCAAUGGAUUAGAGCUGAGUUGGAGUCUCGGGAACUUUUGGCCUUGUGUUUGCGUCGACUAAAAGGUUUAAACAAGGUUAGGCUUGUGGACGCUUCUUUCAUAUGGACAGAACCACACUCAAGACGUAUCAGGAUAAAGCUUACGGUUCAGGGUGAAGCCAUGGCAAAUACUAUUAUUCAGCAAACAUUUGAGGUGGAAUAUAUUGUGGUUGCGAUGCAAUGUCCUGACUGUGCCAGAUCAUACACGGCUAAUACUUGGAGGGCCAACAUUCAAAUCAGACAGAAAGUUCCACAUAAGAGGACCUUUCUCUACUUGGAACAACUUAUUCUAAAGCACAACGCGCAUGUUGAUACUGUUUCCAUUUCCGAAGCAAAGGAUGGUCUAGACUUUUAUUAUAGUCAAAAAAACCAUGCAGUGAAAAUGCUUGACUUUUUGAACUCUGUUGUUCCAGUGAAGACUAAGAAAUCGGAAGAACUAAUAUCUCAAGAUACCCACACAGGUGCCUCUACUUAUAAAUUUUCGUACUCAGUUGAAAUCGUUCCUAUUUGUAGGGAUGAUUUGGUGGUUUUGCCAAAGAAAUUGGCCAAGUCUAUGGGCAACAUUUCACAGUUUGUCAUUUGUUCAAAGGUAACCAAUGCGCUCCAGUUCUUGGAUCCUCAAACACUGCAGACUGCAGAACUAACGGCUUCGGUUUAUUGGCGUAAUCCUUUUAUGUCUCUAGCUGAUGUUUCCCAACUUAUCGAAUUUAUCGUGUUGGAGGUAGAGCCAACGGGGUACGUGAAUGGUAAACGAGUUUUGGCCGACAUCACCGUCGCAAGAGCCUCCGACAUGGGUGUUAAUGACCAAACAUACUAUGUUAGAUCACACUUGGGUGCUAUUUGUCAUCCUGGUGACAGCGUUAUGGGUUAUUUUAUUGCGAACUCUAAUUACAACUCAGAUUUGUUUGACUCAUUGAACUUUGACAGGAUUCCAGAUAUCGUAUUAGUCAAGAAGCAAUAUAUUAGGAAGACUCGCAAGAAUAGACACUGGAAGCUAAAGAGAAUGGCUAAGGAGCACAAGGAUAUCGAUGCCUCCAAUGAUUACUCUAGACAACAAAAGGUUGAUAUGGAGCGUGCUGAAAGAGACUACGAGCUAUUCUUGCAAGAGUUAGAAGAAGACGAAGAAAUGAGACAGACCAUCAACCUUUAUAAGAAUCAGAAGCCUGUUCAGGAGGAAGAAAUGGCAGACAGUGAAGAUGAGGACGCUCCACAGAUAAAUAUUGAUGAAUUGUUGGAUGAGUUGGACGAGAUGACAUUGGACGAUUUAACCACCGCUGAAUAA